AUGGCGAGGACAACACGCUCCUCCGUGAAGCGGGAGUUCCCGCCCGAGAGCUCAUGGCGCAUGGUGGAGGGCGGGGAGAACGACAGCUUCGACACGUCGAUCCUGCACGACGACGACAUCGACUUCAUCGGCUCGAGCGGCUCGCAGCCGGUCGGGUCGCAGCAGUCCUUCAGCAUCGGCGGGUCGUCGCAGCCGUGGAGCAUCGGGGGCUCGCAGGAGGACAGCAUCGAGAACUUCCUCAGUAAGGCCGAGGACGACGAGCAGGUCCUCCUGCGGUCGCCCUUCCGCCCCUCCGUCCCCAAGGCCGUGCGCGACACCUCCAGGGAGAACCUAAGGCGGCGCUCGCCCGAGCCCGAGCUGGAGCCCCAGUUCUACAUGCCCAAGGUCGAUGUUGUGAGCCCCCGGAGGGAUAGCACGCGGUCAUCCACUACUAUCAGGGCGUCGGUCCCGCCGCCGACGCCGCCAAAGCUCAGGCGCCGUCCAGGAGUGGUUCCGGAGAGUCCGGCCAGGAGGCGGCAUGUGAGGGAUGAUGAGAAGAUACCCGUGGGUGAGCGGGCGGGGUUAGACGGUACGGGUGGUAGGGCAUCCGUAUCGCUGCCUGAACAUGGCGAGCAAGUCGCUCUACACAUCUCCAUCCGCGACCUGCGCACCGUGGUCCGCUACAGUUCGCUCACGAGCAAGGAAGAGCUCAUUCUGGAAUUCGACGGCUUCAUCGACACGGCACAGACGGUGACGAGCGUCUUGCAGAGCCCACCCUCCUUUCGGAACGUGCAGGGCCGCAAGGACGACAUCCUCUGGACGCUGUGGACGCUGGUCGGCGCCAACAACCGGCGCCUCUCCAACUACAACAGCCAGCUCGCCCUGCUCAAGCAGGUCGACGGCCAGCGCUCCGACGCCGUCCAGCUCGUCAACGAGCUCAUCGUCGAGCUGGAGAAGAUCCAGGCCAGUCUGGGCGACCUGAAGGGGCGGGUCUCCGAGGCUGGACUGCUGCGGGCCCAGGCGGAGGUGCCGCUUAGCGUGCAUAUUGAGACGAUUAAUAAGGGGGUGGAGAGGUUGGAGGCGGCGAGGAGUAGGAUACGGUCUAUUGAGGAUGAACGGAUCAAGGAGGUUUUGGCGAGGGGGAAGGGAGAGGAGAAGUUGAUUGAUGCUUAG
This is a messenger RNA of Chaetomium globosum CBS 148.51, 1152 nucleotides long. RefSeq lists its product as uncharacterized. The record is from RefSeq and is a predicted model, not a curated record. The transcript has 4 exons. Lineage: Eukaryota; Fungi; Ascomycota; Sordariomycetes; Sordariales; Chaetomiaceae. The coding region runs from base 1 to 1152 and encodes 383 amino acids.